This is a messenger RNA of Fusarium fujikuroi IMI 58289, 984 nucleotides long. RefSeq lists its product as uncharacterized. NCBI's taxonomy places the organism in Eukaryota, Fungi, Ascomycota, Sordariomycetes, Hypocreales, Nectriaceae. The record is from RefSeq and is a predicted model, not a curated record. Bases 1 to 984 code for a protein of 327 amino acids. The transcript has 2 exons.
AUGUUCAGUCAAAAGCCCAAAAAGCCAGUUGCUGGCAACAAAGGCCCAGCUGCUCCCGCACAACGCCCUCCAGCUGGUCGACCUGCCCAACGACCUCAGCCCGCUCAGCGACCGUCACAGCCUGCCCAGAGGCCUGCUCAACGCCCGGCCGGUUAUCAACCGGUGACUGCUCCGAGAUCAGUUGCAGGUGCUCCUGUUGUCGGAAGACAGCCUGCUCCCAAUCAUGGAAUGCAGAUGACCCAAAUGAAGAAACCGCAACAAGCUGCUCGCCCUCCAGCCAAGAAGCCAGCACCCGCUCAAGGGCAGAAGGCUGGACUACCAAAAGGUCAUGCUCCGCAAAGUGGAGGCCGGCCAGUCCAAAGGGCUGGACCUGCACCAGUUCAAAGCUAUCAUCCCGGCCAUCCUCAACAGGCUCACCCCCAACAAAGCCACAAGAAGAGCUCGUCAAACAUGAAGUAUGCAGCUGGGGGUGCUGUCGUCGGUGCGGCUGGUGCAGGAGCAGCUAUGUAUUACCUGAACAACGAUUCAAACGAGCCCACCUACGUGAUCAACAACUACGACAACAGUCAGGGCCCAGAGAACAUCACCUGCACUCAGUACAACCAAUAUGAAGGUGACUAUAUAGACAAUGGAGACUAUCGGUAUGACAGCGAUGGAGAUCGUCAAUACUCUCCAAACAGUCCAGACGAUGAUAACCGCUACUACGAUAAUGAUCAAGGUCAGUACGCAAAUGACACAAACUACGGCAACCAAUACGAGAAUGAUCAGGUGGAUACGUCGUACAAUGCCACAAGAUACCAACAACCAAGUGACCAGCAAGACUAUUCUAAUGGGAACAACAAUGGUGGUGACGGUGGUAACGAUGAUUGUUGUGGCUGCGACAAUUGCUGCGAAUGUGAUAACUGUUGCGACUGCGAUGGCUGUUGCGGGUGCUGCGGUGACGACAAUGGCAAAGACGGUGGCGGAGGAUGCGUUGUAAUGUAA